CAGGUUCCAUACUACGACUAUGCCCUUGACAUCAUCCUCGAUAUCGAGACUCCACAGGACGAGAUGCUCACGCAGGACCAGCAGGAGCUGGUUGAGUCUGCAGCAGAGGUCUUGUACGGUCUGAUCCAUGCUCGAUACAUCGCCACACAGCGGGGUAUGCAGCAGAUGCUCGAGAAGUUCCGCAGGUGCGACUUCGGUCGCUGCCCUCGCGUCCUCUGUGACGGACAGGCUGUGCUUCCCGUCGGACAGAGCGACAUUCCUCAUCAACUGACCGUCAAGGUUUUCUGUCCUAAAUGUCAGGACAUGUAUUAUCCCAAGAGCUCGCGCAAGGCGGCUACUGAUGGCGCUUACUUCGGCACUUCCUUCCCUCACCUUCUGCUUCAGACCUUCCCCGAGCUCUUCCCGCCCUCCCGUCCCGAGGUGUACGUGCCUCGUAUCUACGGCUUUCGGCUUUACAACGGACCCAAGGGGCACGGCAAGGAGAACCAUCCUCCUCUCCGCUCCUGA
Molecule: messenger RNA, 507 nt
Organism: Guillardia theta CCMP2712
Lineage: Eukaryota; Cryptophyceae; Pyrenomonadales; Geminigeraceae
Exons: 8
Cellular component (GO): cytoplasm; protein kinase CK2 complex
Molecular function (GO): protein kinase regulator activity
Source: RefSeq, a predicted model, not a curated record